AUGCCAACAGACUAUUGGAUGAUUUUGGCUUAUGUCAUGAUAUUUUCGUCAAUAAUUUUAUGUGGCCUAGUGCCAAUGAUACUUCGUCUUUAUAACGCUCGCCAAGAUUUUUAUCAUGAUCAUUCUGUUCAUCAAGCUGCUGAACGCUCAUCACGAAAUGCAUGCGUAAAUUCAAAAUCCAAUUAUGGCGAUGAACAGUUGGCUUUGUCCGAUAUCAAUUAUCAACGACUUAAUUCCUAUGAUAGACCAAAUAAUUAUACACAAAUACCAUUUAUUGAUGAUGAGGCUUUUGUUUAG
Rotaria socialis is the source of this 297-nucleotide messenger RNA. NCBI's taxonomy places the organism in Eukaryota, Metazoa, Rotifera, Eurotatoria, Philodinida, Philodinidae. The record is from the annotation of a GenBank genome assembly.